GCAGCAUGGCUUCAGGUUUUAAGGUAACAUGUUUAUCUGAUAUGCAUUAAAGUUUAAACGCGCUUUAUCUGCGUUGAUAUAGUGUGGUACAAGAUAAUUCCGUGAAAACAUUAAUUAGUUAAACAACGUUAAUCGAUACCCCCCCCCCCAAACGUGACGCGGUAACUUAGUCUCAAAGUUCUGCUUCCCAACGUGGACGAGAAGCUUCCUGGAUGAGACGAGGUUUAAGUGAAAAGUCACCAUAAUGUCUAAGGUGAAGGAAAAGAAGGGGGGUUCUGUCGCUAAAGUGAACCAGCCCACCGUUAAAGAGAAGAGGAAGACGUUUUGGAUAAAGCAAAUCAAAGCAAAGAAACAAACGUUUCCAAAGAAGACACCCCCACAGAAACAGCAGCAGCAGCAGCAGCAGCAGCAGCAGCAGCAGCAGCAGCAGAAACAGACUGGAGCCCAGCGAGCUGCUCCUCCAGCAGACCCCCACAGCUUCUCUGCCAACUGGAAAGCAUUGCAAGAGAUCCUGAAGACCAGUCCGCCAGUGGCCACACAGCAGCAGAACGGUGUCCUCCCAAAGAAACCGAAAGAAAACGUUUCCAAGAACCGGGCAGCUCCCAGCCACACAGACGCGGAGAAGAAGGUGAAGCAUAAAGCUGUUCCUGACGGCGUUACUCCAAAGGAUGCUGGUGUCAACGCCAAGAUUUCCCCUCCCUCAGAAACACGUCAGCCUGCUGCUCCCAAGAGAAAAAGGGAAAAUGGAAAAAUGAACGACAAUCUAGCAGCUAAGAAAAAAAAGCCUGUGGUUGAAGAGAGGAAACCCACAGAAGAGGAUCUCUGGUUCGAUGACGUAGACCCAGACGUCGUUGAGGAAACGAUGGGACCAGAAGCAGCAGAGAUCAUGCGGAAGAAACAGGGCAUAAGGAAGAGCAAGGACACGGAGAGCGCCCUCGUUAAGGAGAAAGCGUUUGAAGGUCUCACCAGGGCUGUGGCCAUCGACUGUGAGAUGGUGGGAGUCGGUCCUGAUGGGGUGGACAGCAUCUUGGCUCGCGUGUCCCUCGUAAACCACUUUGGGAAAUGUAUCUAUGACAAGUAUGUGAAACCGUCAGAGAAGGUGACCGACUACAGGACAUCUGUCAGUGGUAUCCGACCAAAGGACAUAAAGGAUGGAGAGGAUGUACAGACUGUUCAAAGGGAAGUUGCCGAGAUCCUGCAAGGGAGGAUAGUUGUUGGACAUGCCAUACACAAUGAUUUAAAGAUUCUGCUCUUGGAUCAUCCCAAAAAGAAAAUCCGGGACACUCAGAAAUAUAAACCCUUUAAGAAGAUUGUCAAGAGUGGUCGACCCUCGUUGAAAGCUCUCUGCAGAGAAGUCCUCAACGUGAAGGUCCAGCAGGGCGAACAUUCAUCUGUCCAAGACGCACAAGCCACCAUGAGGCUGUACACACGCGUGAAGAAAGACUGGGAAGCAGAGAUUAAAGCCAGUAAGAAGGGCCAACAUACAGAGAAAAAGAGUUUAAGGAAGCCGAAGGAGGAACAACGCAUAUCUCCUGCACUGAGGAGACAAGACUGACAGGAUCACACGUCUGCUAGAAAACACAAGUGGACUUUUGAAUGAUCCAUGGUGGUGGAGUUGUUACUUAAAAUGUGACUCUUGAAAAGAAAACCCUCAUGGAUAGCUGAAAGAAUGUUUGUCAUCAGGUGACAAGUACGUUAGGCUUAACGUCAGAGUUCAUAGUGUCAUAAAAGUAUUAUUUAUCAGAUCACCAUGGUAACAUAUGCCAGAGACUCCACCUGUCCUCCGGGAUGUCCAAAAGCCCAUCCAUCCUUUCCACCGUCAGAGACUUCCUUCAGCUCAUCCAGAGGAACACGGCAGCGUUCCCCACCCAGCUGAGAGCUGUAAUGAUUUUAUAAAUGAUGGGACACCAUGGGGCUGCCGUAGACGGUACUGUCUUCUCACAGUAAGGGUUUAAAUCUCAGGCAGGAACUUUCUGUCCAGGGUUAGUUUGUGGGAAUACCCAGAAAGGCCCACUCACUGGUGUGUAUGAACGUCUGUGAUGGACAGGCAACCUGUCCACAGGGUGUAACCUGACGACAGCUGGGAUAAACUCCAGCUCCCCCGUGACCCACAUCAGAAUUUAUGUGGGUCUAUGAAAAGGAUAGAUAAUUAAAUGUAAUAAUUACAUCUCUUGGCAAGAUACUUGGAGCUUUGCAUUUAAAUUGUCUGUUAAAAGCGGAACCAGUUAAGUUCAGUGUUGUUUUUCCCCGAAAACAAAUACAUAGUUACUUCUCUGUUUUAAAGUUGGAUUUUUAUAUUUUAAAAGCAUAUUACAAUACUUUACAAUAGUUUACUGUAUCACGUAACUCUCAAGCUCCUGUUUUUUUCUCUCCUUCAAGCAAACAGACUUGCUUCUCAGGCAGAAAAAACAUUGUGAAGACUUGAUAUAACGGAAGAACAACUUUGUCCAUCUGAGACGUUUCAGUUGCAAUUUGCUCUCUUGUGCACAGUUCAUGCUUUGAUUGUUAACAUGUGCUUUUUUGGUAUGAGUACUACUUUCCUGUAGAUUUCUGAGAAUUUUUACCCCCAGGACUUCAAAAAAUUGGAAGGAAAAGAGACUGUCUUGU
This is a messenger RNA of Cololabis saira (Pacific saury), 2607 nucleotides long. RefSeq names its product REX4 homolog, 3'-5' exonuclease (gene rexo4). Bases 245 to 1555 code for a protein of 436 amino acids. Gene Ontology annotation, biological process: DNA catabolic process; rRNA processing. The record is from RefSeq and is a predicted model, not a curated record. Lineage: Eukaryota; Metazoa; Chordata; Actinopteri; Beloniformes; Belonidae. Gene Ontology annotation, molecular function: nucleic acid binding; 3'-5' exonuclease activity. Gene Ontology annotation, cellular component: nucleus. The transcript is spliced from 8 exons.